AUGCAAGUCUCUGGAAGCUCCAACGCCACCACGACCAAGCUCCAAGCCGAAUUGGAGAUAUGGGACACACCUGGCCAAGACGACUGGAAUCAGUCCUGGCCUCAAGCCUUCAGAAACGCCCACUGCGUUGUGAUCUGCUUUUCAGUCGGGUGGGAGGUUUCGUUGGAAUGUGUCGAGGAGAAGCUUAUCGGGAGGGUCCUCAUAAUACACACCUGUCACUCGCAGUGGAUCGGAACCAUCAAUCACUUUGGCCUUACCGACAUUCCUAUACUUUUGGUGGGAUGCCAGAGAGAUCUACGUUCAAACCAGAACGAGCGUGAAGCGAUGAAGAAUUCAGGGGAGAGGUUUGUAAGGCCCGAACAGGCGACUGGAGUGGCCCAACGAAUAAACGCAAUGUCGUAUCUCGAAUGCUCAGCCAAAACGUGGGAAGGAGUUCGGGAAGUGCUCGAUGAGAUUGCGUUGACUGUUUGGGUUGGGGCGUCGCGGGAGAAGGCGAGAGCUGCUAAGGAGGAAGACAGAGAUGGUGUUGUUCGUAGUCGAGUGAGAAGAUGGAGCGAAGGAGCGAAGAAGUUAUUCAAAGGCUGA
Molecule: messenger RNA, 585 nt
Organism: Coprinopsis cinerea okayama7#130
Lineage: Eukaryota; Fungi; Basidiomycota; Agaricomycetes; Agaricales; Psathyrellaceae
Product: neuronal RhoA GEF protein
Exons: 3
Coding region: 1-585 (194 amino acids)
Biological process (GO): small GTPase-mediated signal transduction
Molecular function (GO): GTPase activity; GTP binding
Source: RefSeq, a predicted model, not a curated record